Molecule: messenger RNA, 1509 nt
Organism: Cercopithifilaria johnstoni
Lineage: Eukaryota; Metazoa; Nematoda; Chromadorea; Rhabditida; Onchocercidae
Source: the annotation of a GenBank genome assembly
AUGUGGUCGUUGAACACAACACUCUUCAUCCUUUUAGUAGUUUCCGGAUCAUAUUCGUCAGGUGUUGCGAUACAUGAAUUGCUCGAGCAGUAUCUUGGUGUUGUGUGUCAGCGAGAAAGAAUCAAUGUACAACUGACAUUCAACCGAAAAAAACAUCCGGAAAUGACGAAGUCAAUUCGUGAAAUGAUUUGGCGUGGUAGGAUGUGUGUUGGGGAUGAUAAAUCUGGCUCGUGCUGUUCACAGCUUAAUAUGAUACAAGAUUAUCACGUAGUAUUAGCUGGCUAUAGUAAAUGCGGUAUAGAGAAGACGUUCUUUGCAGGUGGCUUCAACUUUAUUGCCAAGGUUUAUUUCUGGGGUAUUGGUAAUGUGAACGAACAGUUUGAGAUUCAAUGCGCGGUACCAUUCGUGGAAUCUCACGUUAAGGCAAGAAUGGUAACAUCUCGCAAACCGAUCCGAAUAUCAUCUGUGGAUUUUAUUAACAUUCAUCACUCUUCAUUGUCUUUAGCGCAGGCAAAACCGGUAUCUGUACGGUUAGGCAGUAAUUUGUAUGUUGCUAUUGAACCGACCCUCGAAGGGAUGCAAGAAAGACUACACACAUAUCCAUUGCGUUGUUGGAUUACCGUUCCUACAGUUACUGAUACUACUACCGCUGCUGCUUCUAACAGACAAGUAGCGAGUUCCGUAGAAUUAGCGCAUAGAUAUUUUAUUGAAGAUGGAUGUCCAUCUGUCGAUGACUCAGUGUUAGCAUUUUUAGAGCAAAAAACGGGUACUGGUCGUUAUGCGGAAUGGACUAAAAUAAGGAUUCCAAUUACCCGUAGUUUAGUUAGCCCUUCGUUAUUGAAUGAAUCGGCAUUAGUUGAUGAAUCAGUUGAAUACGGGCGCAUUUCGCUUCAUUGCGAUGUGAUUUUCUGUACGGGUCAUAAGUUAAAUGGCUUUCAAAAUACUCCUACGUGUCCUCGAGCAUCCUUCUGUUCGCCGACAUCCGGUGAGAAACGGCAUUUGCCGUCUUGGGUUGAGCCUUAUGUACAGCAGGCAAUAACAGUCACUUCAACUUCCACGAUCCGUAUUCUUUUGGCAAAUGCUAGUGAACCAUCACUGGAUAAUGGUGACACAUCCAUUUCUGAUGAGUUAGUUGCUGAAAGUGACGAUAAUCUUGUCAAUGUUGUAUAUGAUUCAAAAUGUGCAAGAGUAUGUGCCGUAGCAGUUGAAAAAGCGUUAAGGAAGGAAGAAGAAUGUCAUUUAGAUGGUAUCCCACUCUACGUUGUCAUUAUAAUUGCUAUCAUAUCGUUCGCUUUUGGCGUCACAUUUGUGGCCACUUUAUGGCUCAUCCAUAACAAAACAGAUCCUUUACGAAAGAUUCGGUGUGUGGAUCGAAACAGACGUGGUUUGCCGUUAAAUGCAAUUUACCGGGAUUCGGUUAUCCGGCCAUUGAAUAAUGCCAACGCAUUUAUGACCACAUGUAGCGCGGCAAUAGCAGAACGAGAACGACUGGUCUGUGAACGACCCUAA